Messenger RNA from Felis catus (domestic cat), 5832 nucleotides. RefSeq names its product transmembrane protein 164 (gene TMEM164). The transcript is spliced from 8 exons. The record is from RefSeq and is a predicted model, not a curated record. Bases 521 to 1564 code for a protein of 347 amino acids. NCBI's taxonomy places the organism in Eukaryota, Metazoa, Chordata, Mammalia, Carnivora, Felidae.
AAUACCGGAGCAGAGCAAGGAAAAGAAGGAAAAGAGGCCUCCAUCGUCAGGCACUGAAACCGCCAGUGGGACUGGGGCGACAAAGGCAAGGGAAGAGGACAUCCCGGUCCCGCAGGAGUCUCCUUUCAGGGCAGAAAGGAGGAGACGCGCCGAGAAGGUCACAGCCAUGCAAACACCCCGAAGGAAAGCUGGCACAGCGGCUCAGCAUUAGCCAGGCUUCUUCAUUCCCCGUGAGCUUGAUUGGCCAACGGCUCCUUUCAACCCUGCCUCGUUGGUGGCCACUGGAGAAGCGCGGGGGGCUCCCCAGACAGCCGUGGGGACAAGUUAGAGCCAGCACUUGACCCCGGGCCUCGCGUGUAGCUUCCCUUCCCCUGCUCUAGGUGCCCCGGUGUCUGGAGGGGGGUGCGGGUGCGGGGGUGUGCCCUCCGGUACCCGUCCCAGCACCCGGGCAACCCUCUGGGCUUGUGUUCCAUCUCACUCUUGCAUCCUGCACGGUGGUCGAGGGGAACCACUUGGCAUCAUGUCCCGGUAUAGCUACCAAAGUCUCCUGGACUGGCUCUAUGGGGGCGUGGACCCCAGCUUUGCAGGCAAUGGGGGCCCCGACUGUGCUGCCUUCCUCUCUUGGCAGCAGCGGCUGCUGGAAAGUGUGGUGGUCCUGACCCUGGCCCUGUUGGAGAUCCUGGUGGCCCUGCGGCACAUCCUGAGGCAGACGAAGGAGGACGGUAGGGGUGGCCGUGGCUGCCAGCCAGAGCAGGUGACCCAGCGGCCAGAGGAAGGCAAGGAGAGCCUGAGCAAGAAUCUGCUCUUAGUAGCCCUGUGCCUGACCUUCGGGGUGGAGGUGGGCUUUAAGUUCGCCACCAAGACCGUCAUCUACCUGCUCAACCCUUGUCACCUGGUCACCAUGAUGCAUAUCUUUCUCUUGGCCUGCCCUCCGUGUCCUGGAGCUAUCGUCGUGUUCAAGCUCCAGAUGCACAUGUUGAAUGGAGCGCUUCUGGCCCUGCUGUUUCCUGUGGUAAAUACCCGGCUGCUCCCCUUUGAAUUGGAGAUUUACUACAUUCAGCAUGUUAUGCUCUACGUGGUGCCCAUCUACCUGCUUUGGAAAGGAGACUAUAGGGUCCAGUUCAUUUGGUCGAAUGCCUGGAUGGAAGGGAAACCGGACUUGGGCCUGUGCUCAGUGGCUGAGAAUAGGAAUCCCAUAUCCAUGGCCAUCGUGGGAUCAUGCCACCCAGGGCUGUAUCUCCUGGGCAGUGAAGGCUUGCAGAAGCUGGAAAUCAAGGCGUCUCAUUUAGAGAGGGCCCAAAGGUGCUUACACCCCAGAGCCCCUCAGCAGUUUCCGGUGGGCCCUUCUCUCAACUGGCCUCAUGUUCUUUUACCACUUCAGCGUCUUGCAGAUCCUGGGCCUGGUCACCGAAGUGAAUUUGAACAACAUGCUGUGUCCGGCCAUCUCAGACCCAUUCUACGGCCCCUGGUAUCGCAUCUGGGCCUCGGGACACCAGACUCUCAUGACCAUGACCCACGGGAAGCUGGUCAUCCUGUUCUCAUACAUGGCUGGGCCCUUGUGUAAAUAUCUGCUGGAUUUGCUCCGGCUUCCAGCCAAGAAAAUAGACUGAAGGUGCUUGUCUUUUUUUUUUUUUUUUUUUUUUCUCCCUGAGGAAGCAAGUCCUGACUUGACUUGGAGAACACCCAGUUCUUGAUGAAAUCAUGGGGAGAGGGCAGUAGGAUGUCUGGUGUAUUUCUCUUUCCCUUGUCUCUGUCCCUUUCUUCCACACUCUUCCCUCCCCAGCUCUUCCGCCCAGGACAUCUCCUGGGCCUGAGGCAUCAUGCUGAGGGUGGGAUCCUUUCCCCUCCCCUUUGACUCUUUCUCUCUGCUCCUAGUGGCCUUACGUGGGCGAAAGUAGUCAGUGGCUUUCACUCUGCUUGUUGGUGCUUUCAUGACAGCUGGUUGAGGGGACGGGGACCAACAAGCAGUAGUUCUUUUGUUGGCAUUGAGGUGAUGAGAUUGGGUUGGGUUUCAUUUCUCCACUGCCAGGGACCUCCAGGCUUACGCCAGGGUCCCCUUUUGUCUCCAGCACAGCCCCCACCAUGAUGGGACCGAGGCCUUGUUUCUAUACCAGCGGCAUGCCAAGAGCCAAGGGAUUUCCCCACUCAUGGCCAAAAUAGAACCUGCCAGAGUCUUCCCAUUGGUGUCCCAUGACUCAAAGCAAGCAGCCAACUAGCCACUCCCUCCAAGAUGCUUCCCUGCGGUGGAAGGUGGGGGCACUACCCGACCCCAAGGCUAGAUUCUUCUGGGGGUAGAGAGCUGUUGCAGUGGCAAAAUCCAAAGUGAACAAGUUUAGUCUCCACAGCUCCUACUUGGCAGGACCCUGGGUCCAUCCUGCCUGAGAGAGCUGAGAAGUGACCCACAUCCCAGUGAGAAGUCAGCAUAGAAAUUAAUCAACAGAAGUGGUAACUUGAGAAAACUGUGAUUUGAAUCAUAUGCUCCAUUUUAGUUCAAUGUUGAUAACAGAUGCCCUUUUAAUCUUGAGUGCCCCUUAAAUGUUUCUCUCUCUCUCUCUCUCUCUCUCUCUCUCUCUCUCUUCUUUUUAAAAGGCAGCUUCAGGGAAGAGUGAGCUGGAGUUGGUUGGGGUUUAUUUUAUUAUUAUUAUUAUUAUUAUUAUUAUUUUUUGUUUUUGUCAGUUUGUUUGCUUCUUUGUUUUUGGAUGUUUGAGUUCAGAGAAUCCUUGCAUCAGGGCCUGUCUCUGCGGGGGCUCCUGUCCAUCCGUUUCGUGCUUUUUACGGGCUAUGUCAGCAUCCUGGGUUUGGAAAGAUACAGAUCCUGCCAGUGUUCUUUCCCGAGGGCCAGGGGUCAUCACUGUAGCCAGAUUCAGUGCUGAAUUGUUUAGCAUCGGGUGGGCAUCACACACUCCCCUACUCCCCACCCAGCCCACCCUCGAAGCCCCUGUGUAGGUUGGAAGGGAGGUGCCAAGCAAUCAGAUCCCCAUAGGUACAGGUUCAAGUGCUUCAGAAGGAACACCUUCUGUUGAAAGACUUGAAGUCAGUCACACAUGGACUUGAAGGAGGGAGCCAGUGCCUGGGCAUUUGCUGACUCCUUGUGGGCUUCAACUAGGAACAGGUUUGCUUCAGAACAGUAAAAGCUUGUUCAGUGACUUCCUCUGAUGGCCCCCGUUCUCCUCUCCCACUGUGGGCAACUGGGAGGCUUUGGGCUGGGGUCCCGUAUUUCAGCUGUUACCAUAUCAGACCCAGGUUGAGCGUCAGUGUCUCAGUGGUCGAUUUUAGCAAAUGGACCUAAGGAAGGCAGCAGAGUGCAGAAGAGUCUCUUUGAGCAUGGUGAGGCCCCAGAAGCCACACCCGGGAGGGACUGCCCUUCUCCAGUGGCCUUGCUAGCCUGGAGGCCAUCAAUUCCCAGGGUGUGGGGGAGCUAGAGAGAGCACACCUAGUACUCUCACUCCCCUUGAGCUCCUCAUGACGCACAGCCUUCAUUUUCUGCCGUCUUGGAGGGUCCAGCCAAGUCUUUUUAGUGACUCUCACCCUGGGGUCGUCCUCUGGAAGGGGGCCCCUCUGGAGCAGCUAGGCUCACCCUGCCCACUGUCAAACCGCUGCGUGUAGGAAUGGCUGACGAGGAACUGUGCGAGGCCUCGGUGCCCCUUGGCUCGUCACAAAAGGGAAGGUUGGAAGGAGGUCACGGGAGGAGCCCCUGGGGACAUGUCCUGUCCCCUCCCAGAACAAGGAAUCUCUGCAGGCAGAUGGUCUGUGCUGCAGCUGGGGGCCCGCAGCCUGGGUGUGGCAGACACUCCUCUUUGGAAUGCCACCGUGGCACGGCGAGUCGGCACUCCCUCUCUUUCUCUCCGUGUCGGUGGCAUGGCAUAGGUCGCCUGUCAGCCCGGGCUUCCCUGCGUCGACAUGCCUUUGCCCUGGCUCCAGCUCAGUGCCCCAUUCGGGCUGAUAUUCUUUUGCUGGGAAGGAAAGAAGAAAGUGACAUCCCGGAGGCAGCUACAUGUGUCCAGGGAAGGGGGAGGUUGGAGGGGAGGUGCGGGACUUCCAGGGGGCCAGGCCAGCUCAGAAAAAUAUAGGCAGAAGGAAUAGAGAGUGAGCCCUGUCUACAGGCUGCGCGCGGCAUCGUGGCUUGUGUGGGAGGUGCUGGGGCGCUGCAAGUACCUGACGUGGUCUUGUAGCUCACUCUUAACCUUGGGCCCAGCCCAUGGUGAGAGGUGACCUGGGCACCCCUACAACAGCCUGCCUUGGAAGGUGGCCCCUGUGCCAGUGGGCCCGGGCUUCCCAGCUCCUGCCGAGGGCUUUCCUGGCAGGUGCCAAGGAGGUUCCCCAGCCACCUUGGCCAAGUUUCCAUAUGCCAUUUGCCAGCGUGCGGGAGCGCGCUGCGUGCGCGCGCGUGUGGGUAUCUGAGAGAGUGUUUGUGGAAGUGGACAGUUUCUUCUCAAACAGCCCCAGGAAGCGAAAGGAGGGCUUUCCCAGCCCCAGGUAGUCUUGGCCAAGGAUCUGGGCCAAUGAUAAGAGUCCGCUUAGCUGGCCAACUUUGUGGCAUCAGCUCAGAACAGAAGAGAUGGUCACGCCUGCUUGCAGCCCCCUCCCUCUUCCCAGGUGCCACAUUCCUCUGUCCUCUCGCAGGGUGGUCUGGGGUUCAGUGGGAUGGUCGGCUUCCGUCGCUGUCUGGUACCUCCAGGCUAGCUACCAGAUCACCCCAUUUUGCUGUAGCCUCGCUCAGGGUUUUGCCAUUUGUGCUUGUGUUAUGUGAAGUGGGCACAGCUCCCCACCGGUAGCAAGUUGUCGGUCUGUCUCUGCGCCCCGGGGCCGGGUGGGGCCCUGGGGCUGAGCUCAGUGGCUCGGGGGUAACAGAAAGCCCUUGAUCUCCCCCCUCCCUCGGCCAGAAGGACUUCCCUGGGUUUGUAGGCGUUGAUCCAGAGUCAUAUGUCCUCUCUGGGAGAUUGACGGGGAAGCCGGGGAGGAAUGACAGUACAGGCCAAGAUGCUGGUGCUGGUUUGCAUAGGGAGGGUGUCCCUCAGGCCCUGGCAGGAUCGGAGGCAGGCCCCAGCCUGGGGAAGGUCUUCCUACCACAUGGCCUGCCCUGCCCUGCCCUCUCUGAGGGGGUUAGAGUCCACGAGACGGAGUGAGCCGCCUUCUUCUGUAUAUAGAGCGAGCCAGUACUGUGCUCAGGAAAACCUAGUCACUUGUCGCUGCUCUGUCUGUGACGUUUUCGUACACUGGUUUGCUACUCCGGGCACGAAACAAAAACAAAACAAAGUUGUUUCAAGCAACACUGUCGUUUUGGAAACUGGCUUUUCUUUUGGUGUGCGUUUUGUAUUCUAUUCUAAGGAAUUCUUCAUUUAUCUUGGUGUUAUUGUGGUGGAGAGAAUAAGAUAGUCUCAUUUUUGCCAGGAAAUGGGCACAUGCCUCUGUCCCCGCCCCCAUCCUUCCCCAUUUGCUGUGCACUGGGCAGAUCCCUCCUGUCACGUCCCAUCCCCCCACUCCCCCACUGGCUCCCUUUAGAACCAGUCUUUGUGAGCCUCCUAGACAGCAGCAGGGGGAGUGCCCUUGCCAGGCUGGUUCUUAGGUGGCCCUGUGCCCCCACCAGUUUUCUCACCUCCCCGGGGCAUCUUGUAAUGUAUUUUCCUCUGUUUUGUAAAACCUUAUGAUUGUGCCGAAAUGGUUUCUGCAGUCACCUUUAGAAAUAAGUGGUCAUUCAUUUGUGUGCUUAGCAUUCUGAACUUUCAGUCUUAGCUUUUUCUGUUGUUGAAGAUCCCUGAGCGGUCCCCUCACCAUGGGACUUUACUGUUACAAUGUUUUCUUCAUUUACUCUGAUUAAAAGAUUUAUGAGAA